This is a messenger RNA of Amborella trichopoda, 2345 nucleotides long. RefSeq names its product Tetratricopeptide repeat (TPR)-like superfamily protein. The record is from RefSeq and is a predicted model, not a curated record. Gene Ontology annotation, biological process: RNA modification. NCBI's taxonomy places the organism in Eukaryota, Viridiplantae, Streptophyta, Magnoliopsida, Amborellales, Amborellaceae. Gene Ontology annotation, molecular function: protein binding; zinc ion binding; RNA binding.
AUCUUUUGAAACUAUGAAAUGGAGAUGCAUCUGCAGAUUGGUAUCUUUUGAAACUAUCAAAUGACAUUGUUUACCAUUAAAUUGAAGGAGGGUCAUAUCCUCCCCCUAACCCUAAGAUGAAAUCUGGGGUAUCUUCCAUCUUUAGUCCAGUGCUUUGGCCUUCAAGUUGAAUGUCUUAGAAGUCAUUCAUGAAAAUACCGUUAUUUGAGUAGUUGGAGAUGUCGCAGAGCAGCAUGAACUCCAUGUUCAGAGACUGCAAAACUCUCAAAGACCUCAAAAGAAUCCACGCGCACACCAUCAAAACUGGUUUCAUGUACGAUCCUCUCAUACUCGGAAAGCUACUCCUUUUUGCGGCUACCUCAAUACCGGACGCCAUUGAUUAUGCUCAGCUCCUCUUUGCUCAAAUCCCUUCUCCUGAUCCAUUUAUGUGGAAUACUCUUAUUAGAGGACAAGCUGAUAAUAAUCCCCAUGACUCCAUUAAAACCUAUUACUCCAUGAUAGAAGAUGGCAUCAAACCAGAUAACUUCACAUUUGCCUUCAUCUUUAAGGCUUGUGCAGGCCUUCAACCCUUGCGCAACCCUUGUACAAAACUCCACCCCCAUGAACAAUCCACACGCCACCCAGGUGCUCAACUUCACACCCAUGCUAUUAAGCAUGGGUUUGAUAGUCACCUCUAUGUUCAGACCACCCUGGUGAGCAUGUAUGCAUCAUUGGGUAAUGCCACCCCUGCGCGCCAAGUCUUCAAUGAGAUGCCAUGGCCAAAUGUUGUCUCUUGGAAUGCAGUUUUGGGUGCAUGUUUCAAGUGUAGAGAUGUGAAAGGUGCAAAAGAGCUUUUCGAGAGAAUGCCAUGGCAAAACUUGACAUCAUGGAACACCAUGAUUGCUGGUUACAUGAAGCUUGGUGAUAUUAUUGAGGCUGAAAAAGUGUUCAAUGAAAUGAACGAGAGAGAUCUGGUCUCUUGGAACACCAUGAUUGCAGGUUAUUCUCAGAAUGCAUGGUGCCACGAAGCCUUAUUGUUGUUCUCUAAGUUGCAGGCCUUUGGUUUGAGACCUAAUGAGGUGAGCUUAACUGGGGCUCUCUCAGCUUGUGCUCAAUUGGGGGCGGUAGAGUAUGGAAGGGUGAUACAUGGGUUUGUCAAUAAAGCUGGGUUUGAUCAUAUAGUCUCUGUAAACAAUGCACUUUUGGAUAUGUAUGCCAAAUGUGGAAGCAUGGAUGAUGCCAGGAUGGUAUUUAACCUGAUGAGUGAAAAAAGCCUGGUUACCUGGACUGCGAUGAUGGCCUCUCUUGCUAUGCACGGUCAUGGCAUUGAUGCCAUCAGUCUCUUCCAUGACAUGGAAGCAUCUGGGACAAGCCCAGACGAAGUCACCUUCAUCGUGAUUCUAUAUGCUUGUAGCCACGCAGGGAUGGUACAAACUGGUCUUGAAUAUUUCAAGAUGAUGGAUAACUACAGACUCGUACCAACGAUGGAGCACUAUGGUUGCAUUGUUGAUCUCUAUGGCCGUGCGGGCCUCUUAAAACAAGCAUACAAAUUCAUUGUUUCGAUGCCUAUAGAGCCCAAUGCGGUCGUAUGGCGCUCAUUACUCGGAGCAUGUAGCAUCCAUAAUGACAUUGAAAUCGCGGUGCGUGUCAGGGAGCAUCUCUUAGAGAUGGAGCCGCAGUACCCGGGGGACUAUGUACUCUUAUCGAACAUUUACGCAAUGGGAGGUCAUUGGAAAGAUGUGGCCUCUCUGAGGAGGUCCAUGAACCAGCAGAGGAUCAGGAAAACUCCGGGAUGGAGCGCCAUUGAGGUUGAUAAGGUGGUGUAUGGUUUUACGGUGCGCGAUGAGCUAAGUGGUGUUGCAAAGGAAGCUCACUUGAAGUUAGGGGAGAUCAUGUCGAGGCUUAGGGGCAAGGGCUACGUUGCUGAGAUUGUCAAUGUGUUGCAUGAUAUAGACGGGGAAGAGAAAGAGGAGGCACUUUCUAAGCAUAGCGAGAAGCUCGCCUUAGCAUUUGGGUUGUCGAGAAUGGGAGAAAGGAAAGGGAUUUUAAGAAUUGUCAAGAAUUUGAGGGUUUGUGGAGAUUGCCACACUGUGAUGAAGCUUGUGUCAAGUGUGUAUGAGAGGGAGGUUUUGGUAAGGGAUCGGAGUCGGUUUCAUUUGUUCAAGGAUGGCUCUUGCAAUUGCCAUGAUUACUGGUGAGCCCCAAAUAGUUUUUGGUCGACUCACCCCGGUGCCCUUAAAGCACAUUAAUCCGUUUCCUCAUCAAGAUGGGGAUCUUGAAAGAACUGAAAUGAACGACUCCAAAAACCCUCUAGAAGUGAUCUUUGAAGAACAGAAGAUGCGAUAUUUGAAAAAACAUAAAAUUCA